Molecule: messenger RNA, 1569 nt
Organism: Dipodomys ordii (Ord's kangaroo rat)
Lineage: Eukaryota; Metazoa; Chordata; Mammalia; Rodentia; Heteromyidae
Product: potassium voltage-gated channel subfamily A member 1
Exons: 1
Coding region: 73-1563 (496 amino acids)
Biological process (GO): protein homooligomerization; potassium ion transmembrane transport
Cellular component (GO): dendrite; synapse; juxtaparanode region of axon
Molecular function (GO): protein binding; delayed rectifier potassium channel activity
Source: RefSeq, a predicted model, not a curated record
CCCCCCCAUCUCCUCCUCUGCUCCUCCCUGCCCUGCUCCCCCUCCCUUCCCCUGCACCCCCCAGCCGGCAGCAUGACUGUGAUAUCGGGGGAGAACGCAGAGGAGGCCUCGGCCACCCCGGGACACCCCCAGGAUGGCAGCGGAGACCCCCGACAGGUGGACCAUGAGGAGCACGAAUGCUGUGAGCGUGUGGUGAUCAACAUCUCCGGCCUGCGCUUCGAGACGCAGCUGAAGACCUUGGCCCAGUUCCCCAACACCCUGCUGGGCAACCCCAAAAAACGCAUGCGGUACUUCGACCCCCUGCGCAACGAGUACUUCUUCGAUCGCAACCGGCCCAGCUUCGACGCCAUCCUCUACUACUACCAGUCGGGGGGCCGCCUGCGCCGGCCCGUCAAUGUCCCCCUGGAUAUGUUCUCCGAGGAGAUCAAAUUUUACGAACUGGGGGAGGAGGCGAUGGAAAAGUUCCGGGAGGAUGAAGGCUUCAUCAAAGAAGAGGAGAGACCUCUGCCCGAAAAGGAAUACCAACGCCAGGUGUGGUUGCUCUUCGAGUACCCCGAGAGUUCGGGACCAGCCAGGGUGAUCGCCAUCGUGUCCGUCAUGGUUAUCUUAAUCUCCAUCGUCAUCUUCUGCCUGGAGACCCUCCCAGAGCUGAAGGAUGACAGGGACUUCUCGGGGCCCCUGCACAGAAUGGACAACACCACCGUCUACUACACCCCUAACAUCUUCACCGACCCUUUCUUCAUCGUAGAAACCCUGUGUAUCAUCUGGUUCUCCUUCGAGCUGGUGGUGCGCUUCUUCGCCUGCCCCAGCAAGACAGACUUCUUCAAGAACAUCAUGAACUUCAUCGACAUUGUGGCCAUCAUUCCUUACUUUAUCACCUUAGGCACAGAGAUAGCCGAGCAGGAAGGGAAUCAGAAAGGGGAGCAGGCCACGUCGCUGGCCAUCCUGAGGGUCAUCCGCUUAGUCAGGGUGUUCCGCAUCUUCAAGCUCUCCCGCCAUUCCAAGGGGCUGCAGAUCCUGGGCCAGACCCUGAAAGCUAGCAUGAGGGAGCUAGGCCUGCUCAUCUUCUUCCUCUUCAUCGGGGUCAUCCUCUUCUCUAGCGCGGUGUACUUUGCUGAGGCCGAGGAAGCUGAGUCUCAUUUUUCCAGUAUCCCCGACGCUUUCUGGUGGGCUGUGGUUUCUAUGACCACUGUGGGAUAUGGUGACAUGUACCCAGUGACAAUUGGAGGCAAGAUCGUGGGCUCCCUGUGUGCCAUCGCCGGUGUGCUGACAAUUGCCCUGCCUGUACCUGUCAUCGUGUCCAAUUUCAACUAUUUCUACCACCGGGAGACCGAGGGGGAGGAACAGGCUCAAUUACUCCACGUGAGUUCCCCAAACUUAGCCUCCCACAGUGACCUCAGCCGCCGCAGCUCCUCCACCUUUAGUAAGUCCGAGUACAUGGAGAUCGAAGAGGACUUGAACAAUAGCCUGGCCCCUUAUAGGCAGGACAAUAUCAGAACUGGCAACUGCACCCUAGCUAACCAAAACUGCGUGAAUAAGAGCAAGCUGCUGACCGAUGUGUAACAGCAC